AUGUUGCAAAAAAUUCGUCAGAGUAUAUGGCGUGAGGUACGACUUCACAUGCAUGCUUCACGGGCUUAUACAGAUGCUCAACUUCGAUCAAGUGAACAAGCUUGCACUGUUGCUGAUGGUGCUAUUGCGCGUAUUGACAUUGCGCAUUUACCUGCUAAUCGUCCUACUGAAGACUAUUACGCAGCUGCUAAAUGUCUUUCAUCUGAAGCUUUUUUGUUUGGUGUAUUUGAUGGACAUGGUGGAGAUGCCUGUAGCCGUUAUAUUUCUACCAGACUUUUCGAUUACAUAUGUAGAUCUUCACUGAAACAGCAUAUUGUCUCGAAUUUACCUGCCAAAGUCAAUUUACAGUGGUACUUCACCAAUGGGGAUUUGUCUGAUGAAAUAUACAGGAAGAUACAUAUGGAAAAUAUAGAUAGAUUCUUAGAAGAAGUAAUGAGCGAUGUAACGAUUAAAACGAUGAGAAGGGCUUUAGAAGUUUCUUUUUCUGCAUGUGAUGACGACUUAUCAAAAAAUGCGUUGUCUGCUGAAAAUGAUGAAUUGUCUAAGAGGUUUGCUGGAAUAGUGACUGCUGGCUCAUGUGCUGUUACUGCGCAUAUCCGUGGUCCAGAUUUACAUGUCGCCAAUUUAGGAGAUAGUGCUGCAGUGCUGGGUUUACGCAGUCAAGGUGUUAUCUCAGCUAUACCUCUCUCUAAGUUACAUUGCGUUGACAAUUCUGACGAGGUACAUCGAAUUCAAACCGCUCAUCCACCGAAUGAAAUAAGGAAUCUGCUACUUGGUGGGCGGCUGUUUGGUGAAUUAUUUCCACUAAGAGCGUUUGGAGAUGCUCGGUACAAAUGGUCUGCUGCUCAACAAAAGAAGGUGCUUGGAGUAGCGGGAAAUUUUUUACCUAAUGGAUUGAACACACCACCGUAUCUUAGCUCUCUUCCUGAAGUGCUAUAUCGUCGACUGACUCCAAGUGACCACUUUUUGAUACUGGCUUCAGAUGGUCUCUGGGACUGCCUUGAUGCUGACACAGUGGUACAGUUAGUAUUUGAUCACACAUUGGGUAUGCAAACUCUAAUUCCGUAUAAACCAUUUACAGGAACCAGAUUAUCUCAGAUCCAUGAGGAUCUAAAGCAGCGAUUAGAUGGGACAAGCAAGAAGCCACUAGACGAAAAUAGUGCAACACAUUUGCUGCGACACGCUCUAGGUGGUGCAGGAGAAGUCUCAACACAGUAUUUGCGACUCAUUGAAAUGUUACAGUUACCACCUGGUGUAGCACGUAAGUACAGAGAUGAUAUCACGAUUAUUGUCAUACAUUUCGACGAAAAGUAUCUUCAGAAAAUGGAAAUACAUGAACCCCCGAAAGGCUAA
This is a messenger RNA of Thelazia callipaeda (thelaziosis nematode), 1353 nucleotides long. NCBI's taxonomy places the organism in Eukaryota, Metazoa, Nematoda, Chromadorea, Rhabditida, Thelaziidae. The record is from the annotation of a GenBank genome assembly.